Molecule: messenger RNA, 969 nt
Organism: Exophiala aquamarina CBS 119918
Lineage: Eukaryota; Fungi; Ascomycota; Eurotiomycetes; Chaetothyriales; Herpotrichiellaceae
Exons: 2
Coding region: 1-969 (322 amino acids)
Molecular function (GO): methyltransferase activity
Source: RefSeq, a predicted model, not a curated record
AUGGCUGUCGUUGGCGCCGAUACAUAUGAGGAAUUUGGCAGGGAAGAUCAAUACCUAAUGCCACAUGAUGAGCGGGAGCGCGACAGACUCGAUGUGAUGCAUACCAUGAUCAAAGUUCUUAGGGGACAAACGAAUAGAAUAACUCACCCUCCGAUCGAUUCGUUAGUAAGACGGCCUGCCUCUUUGGCUGAUUUCGAUGAUCGAGCACGAGUGCUUGAUCUGGGCUGUGGCACUGGCAUAUGGAUGCUUGAUAUGGCCAAAAUCUACCCAGACGCACAGUUUGUUGGUGUCGAUAUCCACAACAUGGGUCCACCGACUUUGCUCCCCAACAUAUCGAUCCGAGCGCCCUGGGAUUACGAGACUAUCUGGGCCAUGGGUGAACGGUCGUGGGACCUUAUCCACUUGCAAAUGGGACUCGGUAGUGUGGGCGACUGGCUCGGGCUCUACCGCAAGGUCAUCCAGCAUCUGAUCCCUGGAAAAGGCUGGUUUGAACAAGUUGAGAUUGAUUUUGAACCAAGGUGUGACGACGGGACUCUGCCGCGAGGCCGCUUGACUGAGUGGUGGGAACUGUUCGUUAGGCCUGUGUAUGAUGAAGCAAAGCGCCCACUACAUUAUGACGGCCAUCGGAUACAUCGAGAAUUACAGGCCGCUGGAUUUAUUGACAUCCAACGUACAUCAUACCAGCUCCCCUUGUGCGGUUGGUCACAACAUCCAGCUGAGCGUCGCGCGGGCAUGUGGUGGAAUAUUGCACUUUCGUCCGGCCAUGAAAGCACGAGCGGACUUGGAAUGGAAGCGAUGAGUCUCGCCGCGCUCUGCAAAUAUGGAGGUGGAUCCUGGACUCCCGAACAGGUACGCCGGCUUUGUGAUGAAGCUUUGCAGCAAGCAUCUGACCCAAAUAUCCAUGCAUAUAAUGUACUACAUGUUUGGUGGGCAAGGGCUCCUGAGCUUCAACAAUCACGCCCAUAUUAA